Molecule: messenger RNA, 1609 nt
Organism: Ornithodoros turicata
Lineage: Eukaryota; Metazoa; Arthropoda; Arachnida; Ixodida; Argasidae
Product: serine hydrolase-like protein
Exons: 5
Coding region: 389-1348 (319 amino acids)
Molecular function (GO): catalytic activity
Source: RefSeq, a predicted model, not a curated record
GCAGCAGCGUUCAUGCUCGUCAUCGAAGAAAUCAUAGAGUUGCGUGCGGCCGGACACAAUAGGAAAAAGACGGCGUUCCACGCGAAAAGUCACCGAACGCAUCGAAGCGCGAACAACUUGCGGCACCGCCAGCAAAUUCCCUAGGCGAGGGCGGAUGUUCCCUAGGGGAUACAUGACAACAGCUGCUGGCGUCUUGACAGAAGUUCACGUGCUUCUGCCUCCCGCUAAUCUCCAGAGAGGCGGGCAUUGGUGUCGUCUGCUAGUUUACUCCGAGUGCUGGCAAAGUGCCCUUCGGGUUCAUCUCCCACGAAGAUCUCCUAAAAUCUUGAUGAUGCCCUGCCGGAGGUGCACUCGGGUGAAAUGAGCUUGAACGGCGGACGCACACACCAUGCUGGUGAGGUCACUGCUGCAACUUGGAAAAUGGAGGGGGUUCACGGGUCUGCCGACACACGAGACUUCCGUUGCAAGGCUGCAAACCACGAGGCAGUCGUCGUCGACGUCACUGAAGGAACGUCGGACACGUGAUCUGGUGGUUCCCGUACCUCACGGUUACUUGUUCGGCCGCCAAUGGGGUCCCGACGACGGACAGCCUGUUCUCGCUCUACACGGAUGGCAGGAUAAUGCGGCGAGCUUCGAGAGUCUAGUUCCCUUACUCAAGAGCGAGUUCCAGUUGGUGGCAGUUGACUUCUCCGGUCACGGUCUCUCCUCUCAUCUUCCAUCGAGCCACUGUUACUGCCGUGACCAGUACCUGGAUGAUGUCCGACGUACGGCCGACUACUUACAGUGGGAUACCUUCUCCAUCAUGGGCCACGACAUGGGAGCGGGUACGGGGUACUUCUUCGCCCUUCUCUUUCCCGAACGUGUUUCCCGGCUCAUCUCCAUCGAAGGGACGUUCCCGGCCUCGUACCCGCGAUCUGCGACGCGGCGCAACAACGACGAUCGUCGUCGCUACACAAAACAGGAAAUUCUGGACAUCUUCCGGUCCAGACACGUCUCUGCGGAAGCUGCGAGGGCAAUCAUGACCCGCGCUUUCACAACUACCGCCGAGGGGCACCACGUACGACAUGAUGACGUCAGAGUUCGUGAAGUUGAACCGGACAAUCUGUUUCCGGGUCUCUUUGACCGCAAGCUGUCACGUUUCCGAAACAGUCUCCUGGUGAUCAGCAAGGAGUUAGGCCUACUGAAUGCAGCUAGCACUAACGUGGCGGCUGCCGAGGCAUUGAUGAAGUGUCUAGGCGCGGAAAUGUGCGCGAAAUUCAAGUAUGUAAGUGUUGACGGAAGCCACCACGUGCAUUUGGAGGCACCCGAAAAAGUGGCACCUCAUGUGAAUGACUUUUUGUGUACGUGAUUGUUUGUUUGAUGGCAGUUGGCACAAGACAUUUGCGAUGCAAUAGCAAUAUCCCUCGCGUGCCCCUUGAUAACGCGGUCCGCCCCUGAGUGGGCCGUGUCUUUGAACGCGCGGCCGAUAACAAGGUCGUCGGGGCAGUUCCGCUUGCGGUGCUGUUCCGGGAAGAUCUUUUCAUAGAUCUUUCAGGUGCAAUGUUUUAAUUGCCCCGAAGAUUAUGUAAAUUAGUUCUUCUAUACAGCACAAUAAAAAAGUGCUAAAAUA